AUGGAAAUCGAGCAGAAAAACAAAUAUUCUUGCAGCCAAACGGGAUUUUACGCCAAAGAAAACGAGAAAUUCGCGGGAGGUUGUCUGUCGUUCAGAUUUUCGACCCGGGAGUUGGCCGACGUGUCUUGCAGUCGUCAUCGAUCCGCUUUUAUCUGUCGGUGGGAAAACGAGACGGAAACUCCCUUACUCUGCGAUCCAGACUGGACCUAUUCCUACCUUUCCGGCAGUUGCCUUAAAGAGGUCGAUGUCUCCGGGUCUUCGCACCACGAUUGCCGAGGUCGAUUCUACCGCCCGGACAGUCGGGAUUGGCCCGUCUCGGCCUGGGAAUUCGACCGAAGUGACCGGAACGAUAGCCGAGUACGGGGUGAAGCUCCCGACGAUUGCGUGGAAAAUUUUUCGAAUAAUGGCACGAUCGGGCAAAACUGCUCCCGGAAGAAUGGUUAUUUUUGCGAAAAGGAAGCCAAGAAAAUCGAGAUAAAAGCCGCAAUAAAACCCGGCCAUUAUGUACAGGCUUCUUCCGAUUUGAUCUUCUCCAUGGACGUGGAGGUGAGGAUCGACGGAAAGAAGUACGAUUACCGGGAAUUAACGGACGUCGUCUGGUGGAAGAACGAUUAUCCCGCUUUGUACCGAAACACUACCUACUGGCCUUAUUAUGGCGUAGAUGUCACUCCGUUGAAUGUCACUCGUUAUUAUUAUUCGUUUAAAUUACCCGGUUAUCCUUACAUCGUAUUUUCCGACAGUACGGACUUUCCGGAUUCGGAACUCUUCACCUACCUUUUAACCUUGACGAUUCCAAGCAUCUAUUCCAACGAAAGCGUACAAGACGAAAUAAGAAUGAUAUAUAAAGAACUGGAUUCGAAUAAAAACGUAACAUCCAUGAUUGAAGCCUAUAAGAUUAGAUAUGAUAGUGAUAAAAUCGGCUGGAAACUGACAGACGUAGCCAAGAAGGACGAUAAAAUCGUGGUGGACAUCGUGCUCCUUUUCCCGUAUUCAAACGACGAAGGAAUAAUAUACGAUGAAGAAGAAAUUCUGCUUUCGUUGCAAAAAUUCAUAAAUAAUUCCGGCACUAGAUAUUUCCGAAAGUGGAACGUCGACAGUUUCAAACUAACAUUUUCGGGUCGAUGCUUGAGAGAAGAACGUCGAUUCAAUAAUACGAAUUUCAUCUGGUACGACACUUAUUAUUCUCAAUCGGCGGCAUCUUCUCCUCCCUGUUUAACCGAAAAGUGGGAACUGGUGACCAGGAAGUGCCGAGGAAAAUAUGUCAAAGAAUCGAAAUGGGAGGACUUCGACUACUCCAAAUGCCUUCGGUCUAACCAGUUUUCAGCCAAAUCGCCCUUUCGCCGAUGCGCGCCGGGAUACGACGUCUGGAAAUUCAACCUGUGUCUGCAACAAUACCGAGAGGAAUUAAACUGGUCGGAUGCGGUCGAAGAAUGCGGCAAAAACGGCGGAUACUUAUUUUCUUCCCGCAUCGACGCUAGUAAUCGGGUGGAGGAUUUCGACUUCUUUUUCGAAUCGGAAAGGCGAGAGGAAGUGUGGCUGGGAGGACGCCGAAAUGCCGGCCAGUUUCAGUGGAUGGCGUUUUAUCCCGAAACCAUAAACGCAAGCGGCGCCACGAAAUUUCGUUGGGAGAAAGGACAACCCGCGCCGGGCAACGACUGUCUGAGCGGAAUAAUUGGCCGGCAAGAAAUUCUUCUGUACAGCCGGCGGUGCCGGGAGAAACGGCCUUUCUGGUGCAUGCAUAAAAAGGUCGAUGAAGAACAGUUACCUUCUAAUUGUCCGGAGGGUUGGAAAAGUUUGCCUUGGCUGGGGAAGUGUUACCGGCUGAUGGAAAUAAAAAUGAAUUGGAGGCGAUGGCGAGAGUAUUGCAAAAAACUAGGAGGAAGAUUGGCCACCCUCGAGCUCCCCGAAGUCUAUACCUUGGUUAAAAUUUUAAUAGUGGAACAUUACGGUACAAAUUUCGGCUGCUGGAUCGGACUUCGAAGAUCGAAGGACGGAUUUAUUUGGGAGGACGAAGGCGAAACCGUUCGGUACGUGGAUUGGGCCGCGGAUACAAAUUUCGGACCGAAUUACACGGCCGGAUUAGUGAAGAUCGUAAGAUACCGCAUUUUCUGGUCUCUGGACGAUCCAGAAAAAGAUUACUUUGGCAUCUGCGAAUCGACGGUCGAAGAUUCUAGAGUUUCCUGCGAAAUAAUCGUUGUUUCAGAAGGUGUAUUCAAAUGCCUUUGUAGUAAAAGUUAUUACAAAAGUGUCACGUGGUAUAAAGAUGGCGUUAUCGUCAACGGAACGAGAGGAUUGACGACCGGCGGCGAAGAAUAUUUAACCGUACGAAAUUUACUUUCUACAAAUACGAGCUUAGACCGGGGUCGACUCCAGGGCUAUUAUUGGUGCCUGGUGGAUCAGAAGCGACCUUUCGUCUCCGUCGCUUCGCCCCGGAUACUUUUCACCUUCAAAGACGUGUGGACGUUCGUCGGCGAGUUCGAUUCUUCUAUGGACUUUCUUCGAUUAGAUCCGAGCACGGAGGAAUAUUUUAUUCGAUGUCGGAACAUCGGCGAAAAGAUCGAAAAAGCUUUAACUUCCGUCGGACAGACUGCCGUACACGUACAUCGACUAUCGGAGACAAAGUGAGUGUGUAUUUAUAUAUAGGCUACCUAUAUUGCCUAACGGUUGUAACCAUUGAUUUCGGCCUCGGUUGCAGGGAUAAAAUAAAAGUAAACUUUUUCAUCUACACACGCU
Molecule: messenger RNA, 2733 nt
Organism: Centruroides sculpturatus (bark scorpion)
Lineage: Eukaryota; Metazoa; Arthropoda; Arachnida; Scorpiones; Buthidae
Exons: 15
Coding region: 1-2625 (874 amino acids)
Molecular function (GO): signaling receptor activity
Source: RefSeq, a predicted model, not a curated record